This is a messenger RNA of Clunio marinus, 3946 nucleotides long. Lineage: Eukaryota; Metazoa; Arthropoda; Insecta; Diptera; Chironomidae. The record is from the annotation of a GenBank genome assembly.
AUGUUUAGUAAUUUUGUGAGUUCAAUAAAAAAUCGCUUAGCUACGAAAAUAGGCGAUGAAUCAUUUAAAUCUCGAAUUCAUUCAACAGAUAUUCAGGAAAGUCAGAAUAUUUUCUUAAAGUUGUUGAAUGCGGGAUAUUCGAUUGUUAAUCAAAAUCAAGAUGAUUCGUUUUGCAAUGAAAAUUUAUUCAUGUUGCCUCGAGUGUGUUCGAAAGGAUCUGAAAAUAUUACGGGUUUAUGGUCACCCAUUUCACUUAGACCUCCCGAAAAAUCUCUCGAUGAACUUGACAAUGUCGUUGAAAAAUUCAUAAGAUGCAUAAACAUGGAAAAUCAUCGUGACAGUCCAAACAGAAAAAAUGAUCGGGAAGCGAUUCGUCGUCGAUUGGCAAUGGGAGAAGAAGAUGAUUACUUCACCGAUUUAGCAGCUUCACGCCCCAUUCGAAAGCCCAACUUACAAUCGAGAUUACAGAAUGGCAGAAAUCUUCAGAUUUGUUUUAUGAACGAAGCAGCAUCAGACAGUGAAAGUUCUGACAGUGAGACGUGCCCAAAGCUUUCGCAAGGAAUGAAUCGAAAGAAGAACCUUCAGAGACCGAGCAGUUUAAUGUAUCAUCGAAAUGCAAGCUUGAAUAACAAUCCUUACAAUUCACGUCCGCUUUCAGUGGUGAGAUCGGUGCUAGAUGGAAACGAAAAAGUUGAAAGACCAUCGACACUUCAUUUGAUUCAAGCAUCUGAUCCAAGCGAUAAUAAUUUCUUCACGCAACAAGCUCGUCUGCAAAUUGAGGCUCGAAUGGCCUUGGCCCAAGCUAAAGACAUGGCGCAUAUGCAGAUGGAGAUUGAAAAACAGAAGCAAGGCAUGUGUCCAAUCACAGAUUUAGUUCAUCGAACUCUUGGAAAAGUUGGAUUGAAAGCUUCACCAUCAAAACGUCGUCUAUCUCGACAAAUGUUAACCACGAUGAACAUCGCUCAACUACAAAUUAUCAUCAAUGAGUUUCAUACAUUCAUUGAAACAUUAAAUGAGAUGCUUGUGAAAUAUUUGAUGGAUCGUGAUGAUUUAAGCAUGAGACAAGAUUCAAUGUUGAUUGAUAUUGAAGACAUUACAAGAUAUUUAGCGGAAAAGGAAGAAGCAAAACUGAAUUAUGGUAGUUCUAAAACAAAGCCACAGCCACAGAAACAUUACAUUGAGGUGAAACCAAUUCAGGCUAAGCGCAUCACAAGUGUAACAUUGCCACGACAACAAACACCUUCAAUCACAUCAUAUAACCAGAAUAAGAAAUUUUUAGUAGUAAAUGGUAAUGGACACACCGUAAAAACUUCCAUUUCGCGUGAGAAAAUCGAACAAAAUGGAUUACAUCUUUAAAGAUACGUGGCGAAGUAAAGUUCAACUAAAGUAAAGCGACCAUGAUUCAAAGUAGAACAAUAUAGGAUUAAGAACGUCUAAAUCGUAAUAAAUUUAUUUCAUCACAUGCACGCGCCUAUUUUCCCCCCUCCAUUGGAAAGAAACAGAAACUAAAUUAUGCGAAAAUUAUACGUAAAAAGAAAAAAGAAACGAAAACGAUAAAGAAAAAGGAGGAAAUAAAAAUCCUUAUCAUCACAUAUAAAUUAUAAGAACAUUCAACAAACAUUUCGGCGACCAUUAAAAAAGGCAACCGGUGAUUGUUUUUCGUGUUAUGGAAUUCAUCGUCAAAUUACUUUUCUCCUCCUUCACUCAACCCCCCAACCAAUGAACUUUAAUAAUAUAUUUACGGUCAGUUGAUAAUCUGAUUGGAAACAGCAAAGUUGAAAUAGUUGAAUGAUUGAUAAAAAUAGCAAAGACGCAUGAAAUGAAAUAGCAAAAAAAUAUUUUUCUAAAUUUUCAUCUUGUCAGAACUUCUUCUUAUUCAUUUUCUUCUUUGGAAAAGUUUUAUUUUGCUGAGUUUUCAAUUACUUCCUCUUCAUUUAACAACGACAGUUUGAAAGAAAAUUGAAACAAUGAAGAGACUGGCUUAAUGCAAAAUCUAGACCAAGUUACGAAUGAUAUUUUCAUCAAACGAAAUUAUUUUGAUUGAACUUCAGUUUCCUAUUUUUAUUUUUAUGGCAUUCAAUUAAUUUUUUUUCUUGUUCAUCUCGUUUGAAUGCAUGAAACUGAAAAUAAUUUUCCGAAAAAAACUCACAGUUCCAAUGAUUUCAAAUGAGAACAAGAGAUUUUCCGGAUUUUCCUAAAAAAAAUUUUUAUUUUGUUAAAGGGAGAAGGAUUUUCAUUAUUUCCAGCAAUUUGAAAUAAAUCCAAUUCAAGGCUUUUUGCGUCAUGAUACUUGCAAACUUUUGUUGUAAAUUAAAUUGAAUGAAAAUUUCUUUAAAGCACAAGCCACCACCAGUUUUAAAAUCUUUGCAAUUCAGAUUUAUUUAAAAUCUUUCUGUAAUUUAUUGAGGUUCAUUCUCAAAUGAUUUCAUUUUAAGCUGACUCGAGUAUCUGUCAGAAUAAGCCGCAUAGAAGCUCAUUUUCAAAAAAUUUAUCCGCUUUAAAAUGUGAAUGAAAUUUAGCUAAUAAGAUUUUGUCUCAAAUAAUAAAUUAAAGUUUUCAACAACCGAAAGUCCAAGUCAUGAUCUCUUGACCCGGAAAACUCAUUAUCGUGACAUUCCCAUAUGUUGGUAAAAUCUUUUUCGUUCUAUUUAGUUUUGAAAGAAUUCAUCGAGAGAGAAAAAAAGGUUGCAGUUGUUUGUUGUUUUUGACAUUCCAUUUUGAUAAAUCAACGUAAUCGAAUCAAAAAGUUGAUACUCGUAAAAUGGACAAGGAAUUUCGUGGCAACACACAUGCACACAGUUGGAGAGGGGAAAAAGUUUUUGACAUUUUUAUUGGAAUUGAAGAAGUUUAUGUCUCGUCCCACACUCGCAUUUAUGAGACUUUAUUGUGAUGUCCCAUUGGUUCAGUUUGUGCAUGUCUGAAGUUUUGUCAAUGAUAAAUUUCAGCCUCGUUGUAGUGCUGAAUCAAAAUGGAUUGAAAAGAAAGGUCGUGAAAGCGACACUUAUUGUUCUGUUUGAAUGGAGACAAAUUCAGAGUUUAACAGACAAUUUCGCAGCCUAUGUUGCGUCUAUGAUUUUAGGAAUACCUUUUUAUCAAAUUUUAUCCAUAUCAUGUCUUUUCUAUGCUGAAUAAAGCAAGAAAAAAAAGAGUAGAAAAUCAGAUUUAGAUAAGAAAUGAAAUACGAAAAUUACUUCCUGCCCGAACAGAAAGAAUUGUAAGCAUCUCGUUAGGGGAGGGAAUUAUUUAUUCAAUCCCAUUCAAAAGAAACUGAAAAGUGUAUAGAAAGGAAAGAAAAAAAGCUAUCAGACUAACUUUUUUUUCUUUUUUAUGCUGCUGAAAAGGCUUAGCGGAAGUUUUUUUUAAAGGAUAACGAAACUAGAAAGUGAAAGAAUCUAUUUUCGGAUGAUGUUGUAGAAUUUAGAUACUGAAAUGGAAAAACGCAAAAAAGAAACUCAAUUGAUACUUAAGAGUUCAAUGAAGCUUUUUUAUUUAUUUUCGCUACACUAAAAAGGAGGGUUAAAGAAAGACAUUUCAUGUAAAGUUUAAUAAAAUGAAGAGCUUUUUAUCAACUUAGAAUUAUUACAAAUUUUUACUUUUAUUAUUCUGUCAUUGUGCCAUUAUUCAGUUGAACAUUGUUUUGCUUGCAAAUUUUUUAUGUGAAAUGACUUUUUUAAGGAAAUCAAAUGAAGAUAUUUAAAAACAACAAGCUGUUGACAGACUAAAAAGAAAUUUAUAAAAAAGAAAGAUUUUCUUUUCCUUUGCGCUUUGAAUAAAAUAAAAUAUCAAUGAUCAGAAAAGCUCACUGAUAAUAUUUUGAAAAGUUGAAAUCGUUAUGGAAAUAUCUUUUAAACAAAUCUUGAUUAUAAGGACGUUUAAAUAAUAAAAUUGUCGCACGUCUGUAUCAUAGAUUACACGUUUCAAAUAAAGAAAACUCCUUAUAUCCAUU